UGCAGUCCGAGGGAAAGAGGAGAUCUUGCACAAGGCGCCCUGUGUCUGCCCUCAGUGGGGAAGGCGGCAUGGGGCCUCUCUGGCUGCUCGUCCUGCUCCUCGUCACAGAGCUGUCCCGAGCCCACAACAUCACAGUGUUCCUGGGCGUGGCGGGCCAGUCCCUGCAGGUCUCCUGCCCCUAUGACUCCCUGAAGCACUGGGGGAGGCGCAAGGCCUGGUGCCGCCAGCUGGGCGAGGAGGGCCCGUGCCAGCGUGUGGUCAGCACACACAGCGUGUGGCUGCUCUCCUUCCUGAAGAGGCGGAACGGGAGCACAGCCAUCGCAGAUGAUGCCCUGGGCGGCACCCUCACCGUCACACUGCGCAAUCUUCAAGCCCACGACACGGGCCUCUACCAGUGCCAGAGCCUGCGUGGCAGUGAGGCCGACACCCUCAGGAAGGUCCUGGUGGAGGUGCUGGCAGAACCCCUGGCCUCUGGAGAUCUCUGGGUCCCUGGGGAGUCCGAGAGCUUGGAAGAUGUCCAUGUGGAGCACAGCAUCGGCAGGAGCACCUCGGCAGGAGAGACUCACUUCCCACCCACUUCCGUCCUUCUCCUCCUGGCCUGCAUCUUCCUCAUCAAGUUCCUGGCAGCUGGCAGCCUCUGGGCUGCAGCCUGGCGUGGGCAGAGGCCGGGGACACGUCCAGCCAGUGGACUGGACUGUGGUCGUGAGCCAGGGCACCAGCUCCAAGAGCUGACAGGGCUGAGAGACCCUUGAGAGAAGAGGAUGGGAGGAGAAGCCCAGGACAGGUCCAGCCAGGGGCC
Molecule: messenger RNA, 799 nt
Organism: Propithecus coquereli (Coquerel's sifaka)
Lineage: Eukaryota; Metazoa; Chordata; Mammalia; Primates; Indriidae
Gene: TREM2
Product: triggering receptor expressed on myeloid cells 2
Exons: 5
Coding region: 69-752 (227 amino acids)
Cellular component (GO): cell surface
Molecular function (GO): signaling receptor activity
Source: RefSeq, a predicted model, not a curated record